AGUGUUGUGCGUCUAAAUUAUCAUUGACUAUAUUAUAUUAUACAAGAAGGAAUUUUAACCAUUUACUUUACUAGGAAUUCCAGGACAUUGAAAGGUCUUAAAGAAGAUACCAGUAUAAAUAAUGUAUUAGAAAAAGUUGUGUUAUUGGAAAUGACUAAGCCUAAGUAAAAGGUUUUUGAUUUUUGUAAACUAAGGAAGUAUAUUUUUUUGCCAAAACUAUGGCACGCAAACAAAGUAAACCUGCUAAAACUACUAAAAAAGAUUCUUCUGUUGGUGUAAAUGCAAAGAAAGGCGGUAAAAUUACUAAAAAGGUAGCAGAAAGCAAAACGAAGAAAAAAGUUGAAUCCCAGCUCAAACUAACUGUGAAGACACAAAAAAGGCAAACUAAACCUGCUGCAAGUUCUCCUGCCAAUUCAGGUAGAAGAAGUAGCCGCACUAACAAUGAUAGUACCAGAAACUCUUUGACAUCUAAUGCUCAUCGUUCAAGCCCUAAUAAAAAAUCUACUUCCAAGACAAAAACCCCUUCAAGAGCUAACAACGCACAAUCUACCAGCAAGCGUAAAUCUAAUUCCACAGAACAAACAAAAUCUAAAAAACAAGUGGUGGCUAAAAAGGCUAAGGAGUCUCCAGUUAAAACAUCACCAGCAGGUAAGAAAAAGCCUGUAAAUGAAACUAAUGGUAGAGGUAACAAAAGGAGUUAUGCUCAAUCAAUAAGCAGCAGUAACACAGAAGUAAACAAUGAGGCUAAAAGAAGGAAGACUGAUGAUUUAAAAAAUAUUACUUUGACUUCACGAAGAAAUAGGAAUAUCAAACCAACAGUCAAGGGUUCCGAGUGGAAAAAAACAAUCUUGCAAAAGAAAGCAAUUGGUGCCAAACAAGAAAAACCUAGCAUAAAAGUUAAGAAAACAACUGUGAAAAAUAAAUCACCCAAGCAAAAUAAGAAAUCGGUUUCUCCUAAAUCGAUUACUAAGUCAAAAGCUGCAGGCAAAACAUUAGCAAAAUCACCAAAAAGUCAGAUUGGAGUCAAAACGCCGACUGAAAAGAAAAAAGCUGUAUCACCACCUAAGAAGAAAGUCAAAUCUACUGUUGAAAAAAAUACUGUUUCAAGUAAAUCUCCAUUGGUGCGUAAUUCAUCAAGAAAAUCUUCUUCCAAACCAAAAGAAGACAUCAAUUCUCCCAAAGCCAACACCUUGGCGACAUCCAUAAAGAAUAAAUUCAAUUCUUGUAUUUCAAAGAAAAGAAGUUCAAGCGGUGCUGGGAUACAAGAAAAUGUGUUAGUUGCUCAAGGUAUUUUAGACGAUAUUCUUUCUUCAGUUGGCAUCCCCAAGGACUCAUCAGAUUUAGACAAAGCUGUCUGUAGUGAAGAUGUCAACUUGAUCACAUCCAAAUCACAGACUACAUUGUUAAAAAUGGAUAAAGAAGAAACUGACCCAUCGUCUCAAACAUUUAUCACUCCUGUAAGUGAAUGUGUUAAUAUGGAUACUGAACAGGAAAAGAAAAUCACGGAUGGUAAAAAAACUAAUGAUAAAAUUUGCAUUGAAACCACAACACCCGCAGACAAACCCACAGACAAUGCAAAUGAUUUAGACGAGAACCUAGAAGAAGAAAUGGAAUUGCGCUUAUCAGAUACAUCAGUAACAUCUGUAAAUGAAAAUGACACUGCCUCAUCUGAACAAAGUCCCAGCAUUAUCACAAAUACUGGAAAUGAAGUAAAAAUAAACAGUAACAGCAAGUGUGUUAAUGAAGUAAAAAGUUGUCUAGAUUCUGACAAUAAAGUUAAAUUGGAGGUAACACAAGAACACUCUGACUGCCAAAAUAAAUUGACAUCACAGGAAAAUGACCAUAAUCUUGAUCCACUUGUUGACCGAAAGAAAUCCACUUCUUCAUCUCAAUUAAAAAAUAACACAAAAGGUGUUUUGCAAGAAGGUAUUGUAGUUAAGGACAUUUCCCCUUCUAGCAAUAAAAAAGUUGAUCUUGCAAAUGCUGUAAUAGUGGAUAAAACUGUAGAUAAUGUUAAAGAAAAGAGUAAAGAUUCCUCAAGCAAGAAAAGAGAAGAUAUAGAACCCAAUGAACAAAGUAUGAAUGGGAAUACUGACUCAGCAAUAAAAUCUAAUACCACUCAAGAGAGUUCCACUUUGAAAGAAAAUCAAGAGGGUUCAGUAGGUCUGGACUGCAAGAAAAACACAGCAAAUGAUCAUAUUGUUACUGAAUGUAAGGUUAUUAAAGAAUCAUCAGCACACCAAUCACUACAAGAUCAUGAUGUAACUAAUGGAAAAUACCCUAAUUUUGACCAGAUUGACGAAAACAAAAUAUCCAAGAGCAGUUUAUCACCAAGCAAGGUUGAUUCCUCCUGUGUUAUCAAGCCAGAAAAUAAAUUAUCCAACACAAAACCUCCAUCAACUCAGCCUUUAAAUGGUGAACACAAAACUGUAGACCACAGUAGAGAUAAAAUCAUUCCUUGUGAUACAAGUUUGAAAAAACCACAUGAGAUAACUACAAAUGGAAUAAACAAACCAAAAUUGAAAUCAUCAGUAAAUGACCCGCACUUAUUACAGAUAUCCGAGGAUAAAGAAGAACAAAAACACCUUGAAAUCGUGCAGAACGAAAUCACAAAAGGUUGUCAGAGCUUGGCAAGUGAAAAAAACGAUGUGAUAGAAGUUAAAGAAGAUUCUGCUGAUACCGUUAGUAAGCGAAGCUUGGACUCUGUUGAAGUUGUGAAAGUCAGUUCUACAACUGAAAAUGUAGAAUCUCAGGCUUUAGAAGAAAAAAAACAAACUUUAGUUUCAGAAUCAGUAGAAUCAAAGCGUGAAAAUUGCAGUUCUACCGGCAUAACACAAGAAUUUGAUACAAUUUUGAAAGUCAGUAAUACAUCGAACAUUGUAGAAUAUCAUGCCUUGGAUGUUAAAAGUGAAACUUCACUUUCAGAAUCAGUUGACUCAAAGCUUGAGAAUGACAGCUCUACUGGCAUAACACAAGAAUUUGACACAAUAACUAUAGAAGAACCAACUAAUUCUAGUGAUGAGCAUCGUUCUAAGGAAGAACAGUUGAACACAGAAAAACCAAGAGAAAACCUGAAACAUGAAAUUUCUACCAUUGUAACUGAAAUUAAAGAUUCUUCAGUCAGUCCAAUCAAAACUAUUGCUUGUGGAAAAAAUAAUAUUGAGAACCAACUGGAAAACUGUUGCCCCAAAGAAAAACCGAUAAGUACAAACGUUGAAUUGCCAGCAGACAAUAUUACGAAUGAAGAAAAAAAUGGAGAACUACUAAAGGUUGAAGAGACCUGCCAAGAAGAAAAUGCUCAAAAUUCUAUUGUUGGAACAAAUGGAGAAACACUGAAUCAUAGUUCUGACACUCUCAGCAACAAAAUGAGUGUUGAUGAAGAAUAUUCUAGCAUGGAAAUUGAAUGUGGAGGAAAGGAACGUUUGACAACUGCUCCUUCUAGCAUGGAAGUUGACGUUGAUGUGAGUUAGACUUUUAAGAUUAAUAUACAUUCUGUAAUAUUUGUGAAGCUAGGAAUAGUGUAGAUUUAUUUUCUCUUACUAGCUGCAAUGUUUGAUUGUGUGUCAAAAGAAACUUUAUUUUAUUAGAUCUAAGAAAUUUUUAUAUAGGAUAGUUUUUUUUAAUGGAAAGUUUUAUUUACUGUUUUACUGUCCACAUAGUAGGUAUAAUCCUCAAGGGGAAAUAUAUUUAGAGAGAUCUCAAAUUUGUUGGAGGUUCUGACUUUAAAAAUAUCUUCACUAAGGAAAAAUGAAAGUUAACAGAGGGUAAUUUAAGUGAGUUAAUGCUUAUUUAAUGUAAGUGGGGUAACUUUGCUGGAACAUUGGUUAACUUAAAGAAGCUGAGCUUGCUCCCCACUAUCUCACAUAAACUAGGGCUUAACAAUGUGUUUAUACAGGAGCAGAAUAAAAAGUAUUGAACCUCUGUGUCUAUAUAAAAAAUAAAUGGUAUAUCAAAGUGCAAUAAUGUUUACUUUUAAAAUUACUGAGAAAUAACUACCUAUGGCAUCAGCUCAUACAGUUAUACAAACUGAGAUAUUUAGUAUAAACCAUUAGAACCGUAUAAAUAAUUAUAAAUAAUAACAAUUAAAGAGUCCAAGGGAAAAACGGGCUAACCCUAAAAAAAUGCAAAAUUUAGUUAUGAACGGUUUUAAAUAGAUCUUUUAAAUCUAAACAGUUUGCAAUAAUGAAAAUUGACAAAAAAAGGCUCCUAGUAAGAGUAAAUCACCUUUGAAAUAAACGCAUCCAGAGGAAGAACGGGGCAACCCACAAUGAGUGUAGGCAAGAACGGGGCAACCCUCAAGCCGCGUAUGCGCUUAUGGUUUGUUUACUUAAGUGGUGCUCGUUUCAUGAACCAACAGGAAAUUUGGGUUAGCCCGUUUUUGACAAGGAAAUUACGUAUUUAGAGUGUUUAACUGUAUCAUUCUCGGUAACCCAGCGGUAUAUCGGCGGGUAUAUCCUUGAAAAACGUUUUGCUCUCCUGAAAAAUUUACUUCUGUGGGGUUAGCACGUUUUUCCCACUUGGACUCUUCAAUUAGUACAAACAAUAUGUUAAUUUACUACAAGUAUUUCAUUUUAGAUGGGUGUCAGAAAUUCCUUAUAACCUUCCUUGUUUUUUUCUGGUUGUAGUGAGACAUAAUAGCUUUUUGAAUUUGUUUUUGAUUGUAAGGGCCUAUGUGUACAAAUAAGUACUAUGAUAUUGUGUACAUAGAUUAGUCUAAGUUCAAUUAUUACUCAGUAAGUCUGUAUUAGAAUCAUAAUGUUCCAUCGCUAAAAUUGUUUUCUUUUAUUGACAAUAUUAAUUCAGAAGCAUCCGUCUUAAAAAUAUUAAAAAAAAGAAAAUCAGGUGCAGAAUCUGCAGUGUCCCGUAAAUGGGUAAAGGACUUUUUUUGGAAAGUGGUAGGGUUGAAAUCUGCAUACCAUGAGCUGACUUACUAAAAAAAGGUUUCAUAAGAGUGAUAUAUCGUCCCAAUAAAGGGCUUUAUCAAGUAGAUUGAUAAAAUUAUCAGUGUUAUGUUAUGUGGACUGUUUGUAUAUAUAUUGGCUCCUGGACUUAUUUUCCCCAAAUAGGCUAGGAGAUCUCCACCUCUUUCCAAAAUCCCCUCAGCCAAACAGCUUCCUUUCAUAUUAAUUAGAUGGUGCUCUCUUUCACCUGUCCACUAAUCCAUCAAUAAAUUUCUUUUGAAAAUGCAUGUAUCUGUUUAGAAAAUAAUCUCUUUCUGCAAUUUACAACUAUUUUUUUUACAAAGAAUAUCUAAUUUUGUCCAACUUAAAGUUUACAACGAAGGGUUGUGUAAUCUUUACUAGGAGUUGUGUAGUUCAUACUGAAUAUUUAUUUUGGAUAGGUUUUACUAAAGCGAUCACAAUAGAAUAAGGUAGACUAUACUUUUGUUAAACCAGCUAAAUCAUGCAAGCAUUUAGGUUUAAAAAGUACAGACAGAGUAUGAUAUUGAUCCAAUAUUUGGACAACUACUGUUCUGCAUCCGUGGGUUUUCAUUCUUACAAGGUUUUUUUAUCAAGGAUUAUAUUUAUGUUUUUUAUAUAUAUUUUAAAGCAGUUAUGUAGUUGUUAGUAUUGUAGUUAAUUUAUUUCAAUGUCAACUUUCUUUAAAUUUACUCAAGACAGUAGUUUUGAUAUGGAAUAUGUUGCAUGCACAAAAUGCUAUUAUCAAUAUUAAUACCAACUUAUUUGUAUCAGUGGUUUUCUGUUUUAGUAAACUAUUUAAUUUUACAUUUUUAUAUCUAGACGAUAAACAAUCUUGCUGUUGUAUUUUUAUUGUCUUAGUUAAAAAUGCAUUGCUUUUAACCAGUUUAAAUGGAAGGGAUUUUGUUAUUUAAAGAUUGUUUAACCACAUGAGCAAUUGAAUUAUUUAUUUGAUUAAUAUUUUAAAAUAUUACAUUACUAUACUGGUAAUCCUCUAAUUAUACAGGUUGGUUUGAUAUUACAGUCAUUCAGGCCAACUUAGCUAUUAAUUACUUAUUAUAUUUUAUAUUACACUUUACUGUUCCAGAGAUUUUUGUAUUUACUAAAUACAGACAGUAGUUUUAGUUUGUGAUAAAUUAUAAGUUUUUGUGAACUAUUUUAAUGACAUUGAAUAAACUACCUCUGAAAAGAAAUACUUUCCUGUGAAAACUGAUGCAUUUAUCAUGUCACUGUAGCAGUUGAGAUGAAUCGUAGGGAUGUUGAUUAUGAUCUUAUCGGUUACAUUCAUGUACUAGUUCCUGUGUAUUACUUAAGUGAUUUUCCAACUAAAUGUCUGAUGUGAAGAAUGUCUUUUUAUUAUUCAAUAAACAUACGGAUCAUAA
Molecule: messenger RNA, 6301 nt
Organism: Macrosteles quadrilineatus (aster leafhopper)
Lineage: Eukaryota; Metazoa; Arthropoda; Insecta; Hemiptera; Cicadellidae
Product: muscle M-line assembly protein unc-89-like
Exons: 2
Coding region: 219-3470 (1083 amino acids)
Source: RefSeq, a predicted model, not a curated record